ACGAUUCCGAUUCCACCAGACACCUCUGCAACACCGUGUUGUUCCAUUUCCUCACCAACCUUCACGGCUACACCAGUAAAGAAGAAGGCUACCAAAGGCAAACUCCCUCCCCAAGACGCUUUGGCCAA
Acaulospora colombiana is the source of this 128-nucleotide messenger RNA. The record is from the annotation of a GenBank genome assembly. NCBI's taxonomy places the organism in Eukaryota, Fungi, Glomeromycota, Glomeromycetes, Diversisporales, Acaulosporaceae.